Drosophila gunungcola (fruit fly) is the source of this 1028-nucleotide messenger RNA. It is a transcript of the gene Scp1, whose product is annotated as sarcoplasmic calcium-binding protein, alpha chain. The record is from RefSeq and is a predicted model, not a curated record. Bases 106 to 675 code for a protein of 189 amino acids. Gene Ontology annotation, molecular function: calcium ion binding. The transcript has 6 exons. Lineage: Eukaryota; Metazoa; Arthropoda; Insecta; Diptera; Drosophilidae.
GUACGACUUUUGGCAAAAGGUGCAGAAAAUUUAGUUAGUCUGAAGUAAGCUUUUCCGAAGUUUCAACAUUUUUAUGUGGAUAAGUUCAAAUCAUAUAACGUCAUAAUGGCUUAUACCUGGGAUAACCGUGUCGAUUUUGUUGUUCGGUAUAUGUAUGAUAUUGACAACAAUGGAUUCUUGGAUCAAAAUGACUUUCUAUGCAUGGCAGUAAGAGCCUGUGUCGUUGAAGGAAAAGGUGACUGCAGCACUGCUCGCUUGGAUGACUAUAAAAAACUUAUGAAGAAUUUAUGGGAGGAAAUUUCUGCAAUUGCUGAUGACGAUAAGGAUGGAAAAAUAUCUAACCAAGAGUUUAAAGAUGCAGUAAAAAAAACUUGUGUGGGCAAAAAGUACGAGGAGUUUCCACAGGCGAUGAGAGCAUUUAUUGAAUCGAACUUCAAGCUACUUGACAUAGACAGCGACGGUAUUGUUGGAGUUAAAGAAUACCGUUAUAACUGCAUAACUAGAGUAGCCAUCGACGAUAUAACACCAAUUGACAAAGCCUUCGAAACAUUGCUGAAUGACGAGGAUCGGAAACGUGGAGGUCUUUCAUUAGAUCGUUACAAAGAACUGUAUGGUCAAUUUUUGGGAAAUACGGCUGAUAAUCAUCCAGCAGUAAAUCUAUUUGGGCCUUUAUAAAUAUUUUGUACAUUUAAUUGUCUUCGCUGUUGUUCAACUACUAUUUAUUAAGAAUUAUUUGUAAUUACUAUGACUUUAAAUUUAUUACCACAUAGCAAUAAUACAUUCAUAUCAUUUUGUGUAGAAUCGUCAGAUGACCAGUUCGUUAACUUUAAAGUUUUUUAGUUAGUUAAGUACAUUUGCUCUCAGAAGUUUAAAAUAGGUAAUGAUGUUGAUUUGCUCUCCCAAUAAGGCUCUUAAGUUAAUACCUCUCUCUCGAAACCUAUUAGAUUACAAAUAUUUGUUGUGUUCAAUUAAAGUUGUAAUAAAUAAUUACCAAAAUAAACCAUUGCUUAUGAAGUUUCAAAAUUGUA